This is a messenger RNA of Aspergillus tubingensis, 357 nucleotides long. RefSeq names its product thioredoxin family protein. The transcript is spliced from 2 exons. The coding region runs from base 1 to 357 and encodes 118 amino acids. The record is from RefSeq and is a predicted model, not a curated record. Lineage: Eukaryota; Fungi; Ascomycota; Eurotiomycetes; Eurotiales; Aspergillaceae.
AUGGUUGUCCAUGCUAUCAAGACGAAUCAAAAUAUUAACUCCAUUAUUUUUGGGCCUGCUAAAUUCACCGAGAAGGCCAUCAACUCUAAGAAGAAAGUCGCAGUCCUGUUCUUCGCUACAUGGGCCGGUCCUUGCAUUAAUAUUCGCCCUGCCUUCGAAAAGCUCAGCGACGAGUACCGGUCCAUUGAAUUCUACGAUGUAGAUGUUGACGACCUUGACCAACUCGCUGACGAUUGGGGUGUUGCUGUAUUUCCUACUUUCUUCUUCUUCAAAGACGGUGCACAUCUCAAUGACUUCACCUUCCGAGGUGGCUCCCCCCAAGGUAUUAUGAAUGGUAUCCAUGCCCUCCAGUCUUAA